AUGUUUAUCUUCCUGCCUUUUUUGGUAUUCUCAAGGGUUUCCUUAGCCUCCAGCACAUCAAAGCUGGAAGGCUGGCAGUUUGACGACAAGAGCCGCUCAUCGUGGGACCUGGUGUGGACGUGUUUGUCGACGAUUUUCGCCUGCACAUGGACGGUUCUAUGUUUGAAUGUCCCACCGAGGAGGCACCAUAACUCUCGAGGCGAUCAAUUCUCUCGCCUCCCGAAAAAAGUCCUGGUUUGGCUGAUUUCUGUGCUAUGCCCGGAACUAGUGGCAUGGAUUGCCGUGGAGGAUUACUUUCGCGCGAGACAACUGGCCAUUUACUGCAAUGCUAUCCAAGCCGAGGUGAAUUAUGAAGUGAGCCGACGACCAACGCUAUCACAACAGACAGAAGGCCCACAGAAUCGUCAAGUGCAAAUGCGGCCAGUCCCUGUGAAGUGGACUACUAGACAAGGCUUUUGUAUAAAUAUGGGGGGUUUGGCCGUGCAAACCCAAGACGCGUGGCUUUUUACCAUCUCCAGAAAAACCAUUGGCGUAUUUGUACGUGCGGGCCUUGUCAAAGGCUCCGACUUCGAUGAUGAGGACAUCAAGGAUCAAGCCAAGGUGGAUACUCUGGGGAAAUUAUUUACGGUUGUCCAAAGCGCCUGGGUCACCUGCAACAUCAUCGCACGCGUAGUAUACUCGCUGCCUAUCUCUCCGCUGGAGCUGACCACCGUCGCAUACGUGGCCCUGGGGCUUCUGAUUGCCGGCUUUUGGUGGUUUAAGCCGAAGGAUAUGACCACGUCGAUCGCUAUACCCUUGCAAUGUAACCGAGACGAUCUACCAGUUGAGAUUCUGCAAGUCAUGGACGCAAGUCCAAAAAGCUGCAUCCAGUUACGAGCCGACAUAAUUGCCCAGAAUGCCGCCGCCAGUCACGCUACCAAAAGCCCUCUCUCCACAAGUUCAUACCGCAAAAAACCGUACGUACUUGCUUAUGAACCUGAACGCCUUCCUAAAUCUACAGAGGACGACCUAUCCCACGGUGCAAAAGCUUUGAAUGUCAGUUUCGCUACUUUGCUGGUUAUCACUUUUGGCGCCGUUCAUAUUGCUGGGUAA
Messenger RNA from Penicillium cosmopolitanum, 1092 nucleotides. RefSeq lists its product as uncharacterized. Lineage: Eukaryota; Fungi; Ascomycota; Eurotiomycetes; Eurotiales; Aspergillaceae. The transcript has a single exon. Bases 1 to 1092 code for a protein of 363 amino acids. The record is from RefSeq and is a predicted model, not a curated record.